GUGUGCAUAACCAUAGUCGUGGGUAAUUCUUAAAAAAAUGGGCGAGCCUUCAUGUGAUUAAAAGGUGAACCACUUAUCUCUAGCACAAAAACAAGCAAGAUGGAUACACACUCUCCAACCUCCUCCCAAAAAUCGAAGGUGACUCUGACCAACUGGGUACGCCUGAGCAACGCCCCCCUCCUCCUAUCAAGAGCAUCAGCCGUCCAAUGGAAUGACUACGUCUUCGUGCUAGCUAGUGACGGUAGAGCACUUUUCUACCACAGCAAACACAAUAUCUGGUCCAUGCUGCCUAAAUCACCCUAUACAAGUGCCAACCUUGCCCCGGCCUUGACCCUCUAUAAGGGCAGAAUUCUCACUACGUCUGUGAAUGGAGAAAUGUCUACAUUUGAUUCCCAACUGUGCCAGUGGACAGUGGUUAAAGAUCUGAAUCUGUUUGAGGGUAGUGGACCACGAAUCAUUGCCAGUGACAACAACAUUCUCUACUCUGUUGUCGACUUUAAAACACAAGUGCAGCAAGAGUAUGAGCAAAUAAGGCGAAGCGAUAAUUUCAGACAAGUUUCCUAUAAACACACUGAGUGCACUGUAUUCUCGUAUGAUCCAAGCUCUAAGUGGGAGAAAAUCUGUGAGAUUGGAUCAAGCCCUCUCAAAUCUGCAGCAGUGGUUGGUGGAACCCUGUUUGUUCACGCUGGACAAGAUAUGUUCAAAUUGACUCAGCCAGUACAACCAGAAGUGGCAGCAAAUCCAAAACUAGAAAUAAAUACAAUACUACCAUCAGCGCAAACAACCACAGAGCUCAACUUUGGUAUGCAAGCACUGGCAGUAUCUCAUACUGGAAUAAAUGCCCAUAAUAUUCCUAGAAAUCUACCCCCCCAGGGACAACUACAGUCCGCGACAGCCUGUGCCAGUCCUACGUACGCUGGAUCAACUCUCCAUGCCAUUAAAGAGACGCUAUUCUCUUUCGGAGGGCGGGACAAAGACAACCAACCAACGUCUGACGUGUUACGAUAUAACCCUGACACUGACACCUGGGAGAGUGCCGGCUACAUGAGGAGUGCUCGCUACAAUGUUGCUGUGGCAAUCGUACAAGAUACGAUAAUAGAUGUGAUUGUGCUAGGAGGGAGUUUUGGAAGCAGUGAGCACAUCAUGACGGAGCGAGCAGUAGAAAGUGAUUCAAAAACCACCCCAAUUCGUCCUCCCUGGAAUAACAUGACGAGCAUUGUAGAAAAAUGCACAGUCAACUAAACAGUCAAAAUUAAAAGUUACCGUCCAUAAUUAGUAUGUACUACCAAGUGUACAGACAAUCGUAUAUUUUAGGUACAAUCUAUAAUUAUGUCAAAGUCAAUAUUAUAUUUUAUCUCAA
Molecule: messenger RNA, 1360 nt
Organism: Halichondria panicea
Lineage: Eukaryota; Metazoa; Porifera; Demospongiae; Suberitida; Halichondriidae
Exons: 1
Coding region: 100-1242 (380 amino acids)
Molecular function (GO): protein binding
Source: RefSeq, a predicted model, not a curated record